CGAAUGCGCAGAAUCUAUUUCUACAUAAACAAAUCCACGGAGAGAAUAUUUUGUAUGCGUGCUGUAUACAAUACGGGGAAAUUAAAUUUAGAACAGAGCCGCACAAUAAAACAUCAGAGAAAGGAAGCAUAGGUUAAGAUUGGACAAGCACAAAAUAGUAGAACUGAGUGUCCUCGUUGUUGAUUACAAUAGACAUUGUCUUUGCUGAAGAAGUUGUAUUAAUUUGUGUAAUUGAAAUUUGAAUAAGCUACUUGCGAUCAGCUCCACAGUUCAGUACCAGUGUGUUGGAACAAAGUGUAUUUUGUUAAUGACACGUAUCAAACAACCAAGCAGCUUCAGAUCAUCGUUGUGUUAUGCAUCCCAUGUAGUAAAUAAUAAAUUACUACCGGCAGACCGGUCAACCCAAAGUAAUUAUACCAACAAAGGUGGUUUAACAACGUAUCAACAAAGACGAAAGUGUCAGCAUUUAGAAUGUGUAACAUUGCUGAUGAAGUUUAUUAAUUUUCCAGCAGUAUCAUGUCAUGGGUAUCAGUCAUUGUCGUUGCUUAGGACUUCCAUAUUUACUCGAAAUGUUUCCACAAAAGGGAACAAGCAGCCUGAACAAAGUAAGGUGGAAGAACCUAGUAUUUCAAAACCAGAGAAGCUGUCUUUACUGCAAAGGUUUAAACAGAUGUAUCGUGAUUACUGGUAUGUGUUGGUGCCUGUACAUCUGAUUACAUCCCUCGGAUGGUUUGGAGGUUUCUACUAUCUUGCAAAGAGCGGAGUUGAUGUUAUUGCCCUGCUUGAGAGUAUGAGUAUCAGUGAGAAGGUAAUCAAUCCUCUCCGGGAUUCAAGUGCUGGUUACAUCGCCCUAUCUUAUGCUCUUUACAAAAUUGCCACUCCAAUCCGCUACACAGUCACUUUAGGUGGCACCACUGUAUCAAUCAAUUAUCUAAAGAAGUGGGGCUACAUCAAACCAAUUCCUCCUCGUGAGAAGCUGAAGAAAAUGUAUCAUGAGAAGAAGGCAACUCUUAUGCGUGACACAACGGAAGAACUCAAACUGCAGCAGGAAAAGCUGAAAAUAACACAUGAAAAUGUGAUGAGAGGAUGCAGAGAACAUGCUGGAAAACCUGAAAAAUUAGAAUCUGAAUGCAAGGCAAAAAAGCAGGCGGAAUAGUAUAUGGCAGUGAAAUGACUGUUGUUAACAUAUUGCUUGCAAUGAAGGAUUUGAGUUUUAGAGACUCUUAUUGUCUGGAAUGAAAUGCUGAAGACUGUUCACUGAUAGUGUCAUAUACCCUAGCUCUACUAUAAAGCUCUAACUGAAACAGUGUUCUUAACAUUUAAGUUGGAUUAAUAGAUAUUUAAAAGGUCCUCCGCUGUAACUUUAAUAUUUGGUCAUUUAUAUUCAUUUUUGGUGUUGACUUUUUCACAUGCAUUUUAUUAGUUUUUAUUAAAUCAGUGGAAUCAACAGAAUAGGCAUAAAAUUCUUUUUUCUUUUCCACACAUUUGUAUUUGUGUAUUUGAGAGCUUGAUAUUAUUAGUUAAAUUGCAGAUAGCAUUUAUUUAGUACCUACUGUCCACAUCUGAUUAAAUGGUGUCUGCACUCCUUGGUAGUGAUUUUGUCUCAGCUUAUUACUGUUUGGUUUAUGCAGCGGGAUGAGAAAACAAAUAUUCACUGAUCAAAUAACAUUUGAAGCAAUGGUGUUCACUCUGUUACACAUGCUCACUCUCAUAUUGUGCAUAAACAAGACUUCUUUUGAGAGAGCAAUGUUGAGUAGAGCAUAUUCUAACAAACCCUUUCCCUCCUGGCACUUCUUCUGUCAGAAGCCAAAGAAAUGACACAGUACUAACAUUCAGAGUGAAUGUGUGGGAAUUACAGUUGUACUUCUGACUGAAUACAAAUUUUAGUAGAUGCUG
Zootermopsis nevadensis is the source of this 1896-nucleotide messenger RNA. The record is from RefSeq and is a predicted model, not a curated record. NCBI's taxonomy places the organism in Eukaryota, Metazoa, Arthropoda, Insecta, Blattodea, Termopsidae.